This is a messenger RNA of Epinephelus lanceolatus (giant grouper), 2268 nucleotides long. It is a transcript of the gene baiap2l1b, whose product is annotated as BAR/IMD domain containing adaptor protein 2 like 1b. Gene Ontology annotation, cellular component: cytosol; nucleoplasm. Gene Ontology annotation, biological process: plasma membrane organization; actin filament bundle assembly; actin crosslink formation. The record is from RefSeq and is a predicted model, not a curated record. Gene Ontology annotation, molecular function: protein binding. NCBI's taxonomy places the organism in Eukaryota, Metazoa, Chordata, Actinopteri, Perciformes, Serranidae.
UGAGCUUGACACCUGUGCACCUUUCCCUACCUCCACAGGCCUCCUCCCUCCUCUCAACUAACCACCUACAAGUUUGACAGCUCAGCUCUUUUAGUGCUCAGACGCAGAGACGCAGCAGCAGCAGCAGCAGACAGCUGGACUCUCCCUCACUGGACUUUCCUCUUUUGUCUUCCUCCCAGUUUGUGUCUUUUUUGUUGGUAUGUGUGCGGUUUGCGUCUCCUGCUGGCUAUGAGGAAUAUCAUGUGUUCCUAGGUUUGGUCACUUUUCCCCGUCGGACCUUUUUUUAUAUAUUUUUUUAGGCUGGUGUCGUGUUUUUUUUUUUUUCUUUAUCGGGCGUCGCGAGAGAAUAAGUUAAACAUGUCGCGGAGCGCGGAGGAGGUGAGCAAGCUCACUGAAAGUACAUACAAGAGUGUGAUGGACCAGUUCAACCCAGGACUGAGGAAUCUGGUCAACCUGGGCAAAAGCUAUGAGAAAGCAGUGGCUGCGAUGAUCCUGGCGGGAAAGUUGUAUUUUGAUGCUUUGUCUAAGAUUGGGGAGAACGCUGCAGUGUCUCCUGUCUCCAGAGAAUUAGGUGUAGUGCUGAUGGACAUCUCAGAGGUCCACAGGAAGGUUAAUCUCGAGCUGGAAGAAAAUUUUAAGAGGUUCCACAGGGAGAUCAUAUCCGAGCUGGAGAGAAAGACCGACAUGGAUGUCAAAUACAUGACAGCUACAUUUAAGAGGUACCAGGUGGAGCACAAGAUGAAGCAGGAGUCUCUGGAGAGGUCCCAGUCAGACCUGAAGAAGCUGAGGAGGAAGAGCCAAGGCAAGAACGCCAACAAGUACGAGAACAAGGAGAGCGAGUGCUUGGAAACAUUGACAAACCGUCAGAUGGACAUGCAGUUGUUCAUCGCAGAUGGCUGUAAGGAGGCUCUGCUGGAGGAGAAGAGACGCUUCUGUUUCCUGGUGGACAAACACUGCAUGUUCUCCUACCAGUUUGCUUCCUUUCAUGACAAGGCCAGAGACAUGCUGAUGGCAAAGCUGAACAGCUGGCAGGACCAGUGCAACGACGCCACCAACAUGCCUGAAAGUGUCUUGUCGAUGAUCGAGGGACUGCGCACGGCUGUCCCCGUCACACCUCUGCCCUCUCCGUCCCCGUCACGGCACAGUGUGAACAUGUCUGCUCCGCCGGCCCCACCUCUGAAGGCUCAGUCCAGUCCUCUGGCUAACAUGUUCACCCAGGAGAACAACACCACCACUGUCACCAGCACUACAAACAGCAUAGACCACGGGAACAGUGAGGAGAACAAUCUUGCCAGGUCUGUGUCUGUCGCCACUGGCCUCAACAAUAUGGUGAAGAGGCCACGUGUGCGCACCAUCUUCCCCCACACUGCCGGCAACAACAGCACGCUGCUCAGCUUUGACGAGGGAGACGUCAUCAUCCUGCUCAUCCCCGACGAGAGAGACGGGUGGAUGUAUGGCGAGCUGGAGAAGAAUGGAAAGAGGGGCUGGUUCCCUUCGUCAUACUGCCGUGCACUCUCCGAGCCUCUCGUGAAUAACAACAGUGUGUCUGCUGCCCCGUACCGCAGUAGAAGUGUUGUCAACCUUCACCAUCAGGACACGGAGACAGACGAGGCCACCAUGGUGCUCCCCCCAGCGGACUACUGUGACACCCCACAGCUCAAUGCCAUCAAGAACAAUACCAGCGCCGUCACCACAAACAACAACCACCACCACUCCCCGACGCCCUCUGCAGCCUCCUCCACCUCGUCUGAUCACAUGGCAGCGCAGCCAAACGGCACCUCAAGACCUACGCCUGCUUACCUAGCGGGAGGGAACCCAUUCGCCACCAUCCGGCUACGUCCAACCGUUACCAACGACCGCUCUGCACCCGUCAUCUGAUCGGUCCACGUUUCCACACAUCCUCCGUCCCCACAACAUCUCGUCAACCUUCCUGUGUCCUCCACCUGUGACGUGCAGCUCCGCCCUGCCUUUACUGUCCAGCAGCUUCUCCUGGUCUCUUUGAAACACACACAGAACUUGGCCAGCAUCAAGAAGAUUUAAAAAAAAAAAAAAUGCCAUUUGAAUCUGGGAUCCUUCACUGCUGCAAACUCACAUGGAAGUAUUUUGGGACCGUUUUAUUUUACAGAACAGAUGGUCAUAUAUUUAAUAUAUAUAUAUAUAUAUUUUCUAUGUCUAUUUUUGUCCCUCUGUUUGUGGUGGUGAUGUUUAAAUGACCACAGUCUUUACCUGCACUUGAGAAAUGGAUGAAUAAAAAUGGUCAAAGAAAAU